Molecule: messenger RNA, 981 nt
Organism: Penicillium antarcticum
Lineage: Eukaryota; Fungi; Ascomycota; Eurotiomycetes; Eurotiales; Aspergillaceae
Product: glycerophosphodiester phosphodiesterase
Exons: 4
Coding region: 1-981 (326 amino acids)
Biological process (GO): lipid metabolic process
Molecular function (GO): phosphoric diester hydrolase activity
Source: RefSeq, a predicted model, not a curated record
AUGUCCAGCUCCUCCUCCAUAGUACCGCAGGGGCCUGCGCAUGAUAUACCAGCGCAUUUUCUCCACUCACCGGUUGACCGCGAGUCUACCCGUCUGCCUAAUACCAUCUCCCACCGUGGUUUCAAAGGCCAAUACCCGGAAAACACCAUUCUGGCAAUCGAUGAAGCCAUCAAGGCUGGAACACAUGCUCUCGAACUUGAUCUUCACAUCUCCCGCGAUGGAGAAGUCGUGCUGUCGCACGAAAAGGUCGCUGAAUGUGACUGGGAGUAUCUCAAGACUCUCCGCACUAUCCAAGCUCCCCAUGAGCCCAUGCCCCGGCUGGUCGAUGUGUUGGAAUACCUUAGACAGCCGGGCCGUGAGCAUAUCUGGGUCAUGCUGGACAUCAAGCUCACAAAUGAACCCGCCGAGAUAAUGCAACGGAUUGCCCAAACCAUCGAGACCGUACCCAUUCCUCGAAUCGGCCCGGACUGGCACAGACGAGUCGUCCUUGGCUGUUGGUCUUCACGCUACCUACCCGCCCGAACAAAAUAUCUCCCCCGAUAUGCCGUCUCACUAGUGUGCGUUGACGUGAGCUAUGCCAGGCAGUUCCUCCAGGUGCCACGGCUAUCGUUCAACAUCAACCAGAUGGCCUUGAUGGGCCCGCUAGGUCGGGGCUUCCUGGAAGAAGCCCAAGCAGCUCGGCGUCGAGUAUAUGUCUGGACGGUAAACGCCCCCAACCUGAUGCGUUGGUGUAUCCGACACAGGAUCGACGGCGUCAUCUCCGACGAACCAGGCCGAUUCCGACAGGUCUGCGCCGAGUGGGAGAAAGAACACUCGGGCGGACCUGGUCUGCCGGACCCCAAGCUGGAUCGGAUCACCUUUAAACAGCGAUUGCAGAUCUACGCGGUGGCAAUGUAUGUUGUUGUGUUUGGCUGGUUCGUCAAACGCAAGUACUUCCCCCCUCUUGAGCGGGUUCAUUUCGAAGAACGCAAGCUGGAAUAG